Molecule: messenger RNA, 3266 nt
Organism: Eleginops maclovinus (Patagonian blennie)
Lineage: Eukaryota; Metazoa; Chordata; Actinopteri; Perciformes; Eleginopidae
Product: G-protein coupled receptor family C group 6 member A
Exons: 6
Coding region: 75-2843 (922 amino acids)
Biological process (GO): G protein-coupled receptor signaling pathway
Cellular component (GO): plasma membrane
Molecular function (GO): G protein-coupled receptor activity
Source: RefSeq, a predicted model, not a curated record
ACCUACCAAGUGCCUUUUGAGAGACAAGUGUUUCCUACACAUCCCAGAAAGACCUUUCCACUCAGGGUAUCAACAUGCAGACGUACUGUUUCCUCUCGGCCCUGAUAACACUGAGCAGCAUCCCGGCCUGUGUGGGGGAAUGUGACUUUGCUCAUUCCAUGUGUCGAGCGCAGGCUGCUGGAGAUGUUGUGAUUGGUAUAUUGAUGCCGUGCCACAAUAAAGUGGCGGCUCUGCAUAAAAGGAUUACACCUGCAAGCUACCACUGCUCAAAUUUUCAUCUGUCGUCAUUUAUGAGGUCCUUGGCUGUGAUCCAUGAGAUCGAUGAGAUAAAUGCAUCUGGCUUCCUCCCAGGAGUGCGUCUUGGAUACAUGAUGUGCGACACAUGCUCCUUUGCCAGCACGGCGUUGCAGAAUGUGGAGUACAUGCUCGCUGUCAACAAGUCUCUAAAUGUGGACUGUGACUACUCAGAUUUCAGGCCCAGAGUGAAGAUUAUUUUAGGAGCUUUGUUGUCUGAGGUGUCCGUUGCUGUGGCCCGACUGCUGAGUGUGUACAUGAUCCCUCAACUGAGCAGCACAUCCUCUGCACAGGACCUGAGUAAUAAGCUGCGUUACCCAGUUUUUUUGCGCACUAUUCCCAGUGAUAGGCAUCAGACCAAAGCAGUGGGCAAAAUGAUGCAUCGUUUUGGCUGGAACUGGGUCGGGGUUGUGUACGGGGAUGGUGAAUACGGCAGUGCAGCUUUCCAGAGCUUCCUCAAGGAUGCCGAGGAAAACAGUGUGUGCUUGGACUACAAGGAGAUAUUUCCUGAACACCUCGAUGAUUCAAAAAGGUUGCAACGCAUCAAGCAAGUCGCCGAGCGCAUCCGCUCCUCCACGGCCCGAGUGGUGCUGCUGAUCCUCAAUUCACAGCUGGUGGAGGCCCUCUUUAAGGAAAUGAUCAGGACCAAUACAUCAAGGACCUGGAUAGCCAGCGAUGCCUGGUCCAGGAGCAGGUCUCUUGCUCAAAUGGAAGGGAUCAACAAGGUUGGAGACAUCUUGGGCUUUACAUUUGCUACAGGCAAGAAUGAAUCCUUUGAUACAUUUCUCACAAAUCUAACAGUAACUCCAGGAGGGUACAACCACUUCAUUGAAGAAUACAAGAACCUGAGAUUUAACUGCUCCCCAGAAUGUUUCUCAGACAAACCUCCAUCCUAUUGUCCCAGUCCUGAUGAACUGAAAAUGAAAGCUAAAAAUGCAUGCACUUUCACGGAUCCCCAAGAGCAAAAUGAUGACUAUCUUGUAACAGCUGUGGAUACAAGUGAUGCCUUACUUCACAGACUUGCUGUGUGGGCCACAGCAAAUGCCCUCAAAAAGCUACUAAAGUGCAACGGCUCUUCAUGCCUGGGAGAAAUCAACUUCCCACCAUGGAAGCUUCUUGAAGAACUGAAGAAAGUUCGGUUUGAGUUUGAAAACAGCAGUUUCUUUUUCGACAAAAAUGGGGAUUUUGAACAUUAUUAUAAUCUGAUCAUAUGGGAAAAGGAUGGAGACCACAGAAGAUUCCUAGAAAUUGGGAACUACAAUGUCCCUAAUAAAACAAUAGAAGUGGAUGUAAAAAGUUUCAGUUGGUUUUCAACAGCAAACACCACGAUCCCUAAGUCUAGAUGCUCAGAGCGCUGUGCUCCUGGCUCCGCUAAGAAGAUCCUGAACGCAUCCUGCUGUCACAAUUGCACCCUAUGUGUAGAGGGGACCUACGCGGAUGACUGGGAUCUGAAUAGCUGCCAAAAUUGUCCCAAUGGAACUUGGUCUCCCAAGGGUGCGACUCAGUGCCAGCCAAGAACCGAGUCCUUCUUGCGAUGGAAGCAUGCUCAUCCCAUCAUUCUGAUGGCAGCCGCAGCCUUUGGCAUCUUGCUCUUGUUGGUAACCUUCAUUAUCUUUCUGGUGAACAGAAACUCCCCACCAAUGAAGAGAGCAGAGGUGAGACUGUCAUGCUUGAUGAUGGCCGGUCUGUCAGUGAGCUUUGCGAGUGUGAUAUGUUUCAUCGGGAAGCCCAAUGUACAUCUCUGCCGGGCCCGCCAGGUAAUGUACGCCAUGGGCUUCACCCUGUGUGUGUCUUGCGUCCUCGUCAAGGCCUUUCGUACCUUCCUGGCUUUCCUUCCCUUCGGUCAGCUGACAAGCAGGCGACUACAUAAACUCUACAAGCCACUUGUGAUCGUCAUUGUCAUAACCUCUAUACAGGGGGUCAUCUGUCUGCUAUGGAUGAUCUUUGAUUCUCCUAAAAUUGAUGACACACCUCCAUCCCCACAAAGCAUGGAGAUAGUAAUCCAGUGUAGGGAGGGAAAGCACUUCAUAGGUUUUGCUAUUAUGUUGGGCUACAUAGCUCUACUAGCAUUGGUUGGCUUUCUCUUGGCCUUCAAAGGCAGGAAGGUUCCCCAAGAGUUCAGUGAGACAGGCAACAUAAUCUUCAGCAUGUUGAUGUACUUGUUUGUAUGGGUGUGUUUCAUUCCAGUCUAUAUCACCAACAUUGAGCGAGGCACUCCUGUGCAGGCUUCAGCCAUUCUAGUAUCCAGCUAUGGCAUCAUCUUUUGCCAUUUUUCACCCAGUUGCUACCAAGUGCUUUGGAAGUCAAAUACGGAAACAAUGGAGAGGAUUCUGAACAAAUGGCGAGCCAUCUCCAGUCCAAAUCUUGAUGAAGUGACCGAGAUAGACAUAGGUAUCCCUAGAAUGAAUAUACCCUUAGAAAAGAGUGACAGCUUUAUCAUACCAAGUACAUCACCUAAGUUGUGUAGCUCAGGGACACUGAGCAUAUCUUCCAAUACUACACUAAUCAAAAAACGGAAAAUGGCGCGUAAGAGGAGCAUAUCCUAUUAAAACUAAUUCCAGGAAGGUUUGCUAUGUACUGCACUGAUAUUGUAAUAAACCUGCUUCCCUUUUGAAUGGGAAUGCUUUGUAAAUGUAAUGUGCUGUCAAUCCAUAUAUAGUAAAAUCUUAUUAUACAGACAACCAUGGAGGAUUUGUUUGUAUUGUAUCCAACUACAAUUCAUAUUAAAUUUUAAAUGAUUUUUAAAAACUUGUUGACGACUUGAAACCCUCUCUGAGGCUGCUGUCCAUCAGGACAACAACCUGUUAUGAUGGGACUUUAUCUCUGAACAUUGCAUAUCAUAUGAACCUUUGCAUAUUCCUUGGACGUUUUUUAAAUGUUGUGUGUCUAUGUUGUGUGUGUUGUCUAUAAGCUACUGGAGACCUUGAAUUUCCCUCGGCAUCAAUAAAGUAUCUACUAAAUCUCUGCACAAA